Molecule: messenger RNA, 2787 nt
Organism: Purpureocillium takamizusanense
Lineage: Eukaryota; Fungi; Ascomycota; Sordariomycetes; Hypocreales; Ophiocordycipitaceae
Exons: 3
Coding region: 274-2523 (749 amino acids)
Biological process (GO): proteasome-mediated ubiquitin-dependent protein catabolic process
Cellular component (GO): nucleus
Molecular function (GO): protein-macromolecule adaptor activity; protein binding
Source: RefSeq, a predicted model, not a curated record
CCUCGAAUCGCCCUCGCUCACCACCGGAAAUUCUGGCCACGUCGAAUGCCAGUUUCCCUGGCGUCUUGUUAAAACCACCUGCUUUGCCCUGCCCUCACCAUGGCGAGCCCUGCUUCUCCAUGAUUUAACGCUCGUGCACACGCCUAGUCGCCGUCUGCCAGCUGCGUCCGCAUCCACGACCCCGUGGCCACACGGCUCAAGCUCCAACCGCCCCAAGUCUCUCUUCGUUCUGCGUCCGGUCCGUCUGCUCGUUGCCGACGACCGACGGACAGGAUGCAGCGCCAUCAUGCCUCUUCUCCUCCGCCACCGCCCUCCAGCCCAACGGCUGCGGUCUCGUCUUCGUCACCCGCCAACCCUUACCUCUCGCCCACGCGGUCGGUGCAGCACAAGGAGAGGCGCGUUCCCUCCGUCACGCCGAGGCGAUUCAGACGCUUCUUUACUCCGCGCUCGCUUUACCACACCUCCGGGGCUCGCACCGCGCUCGGAGUUAUGAAUUCUGCCGCCGUUAAUAGCCAGUUGCAGUCGCCCGUGUCUCCAUCCGGAGAACUGCUCAGCUCGGACCCCAUCUGCCCUUCAUCACCCACCGAGCGACUUGGUAUCAUGGACGAUCAAGACUCGGAGAAGCGGAAGCGGCACGGUCAAGAAGGACGGCAAAUCAAAAGGAGAAGGGGCAUUACCUUUGCCGACCCUCUGCAGCCACCCGCCCUGCUGCGUGUUGAUACCGAGAACCUACCCCGAUAUGCAGCAUCCGAGCUCCAGCGCGCGUGGUCCGAGGAGCGUCUGCCUCUGAGUGAGAGACGCAAGGCCACGCUGAGUCAGUUUUUCAAAGCUAGUCGCAGAGGCGUCUCCAGCCCGCACGAGAAGCUCCUCCCUCCCAGCCAAGAUGUUGUCGCUGGAGAGGAAAAGUCCUCCACUCUACCGGACUUGUACCAACCGCAGCCUAUUCGGAAACUUCGCAAUCGCGGCUUCGAGGCCCAGCUCCUCGAUCGCGCGCACGGCUUUGCCUCACACCAUGGCCGCCACCUGCUCAGCACACCAGCAUGCGAUCCGCGGACUCAGACAGCCGCCUUUUAUAGCGACAGCACCGACGUCCACCACUGCACACCCAUAGACGGACAGGGAAACUGCAUCCCCUUUAGCCUGGCGAGCUGCCACAACUCUGCUAUUACGGCCAUCGGCGAUGAACAGGGCUAUGUCCGGAUGUUCAAGGCGUCCAAGGUAUCCACCGAUGAGGACAAGCUCGCCUCGACCAUCAAGGCCCACGACAACGCCAUCAUGGACCUCGACUUCUCCAGCGACGACACCCGCCUGGCAACCGCGUGUGGCGACCGCUCCGGCAGGAUCGUUGACGUACCGACUGGCACGGUCGCUGUGGAGCUCGGCGGCGGCCACUGGGACUCGCUGCGCCAGAUCUCCUUUCAGCCCGGUAAGGACAAUGGCGCCGUGCUCGCCUCGUCGGACAGGGCCGGUCGCGUGCAGAUCUGGGACCUACGGUGCUCGUCACUGCCGGCACAGUCCUUCUCAACGAACAGCGUCUUUCAGGACCGCGAUACGGGGCUCGACCCCUUCGCCGCGCGAACCGUCAACACCAUCGACAACGCCCACGAGCGCACCGUUCAGGGCACCACGUCGGCGGCUUCCGUCACCGCCAUGGCCUGGCUACCCGGCGGCCGCGAGCACCUCCUCCUGACCGCCUCCGAGGCCAAUGCCUCCAUCAAGCUCUGGGACACGCGUUACAUCAGGCCCCGCCGGCAAGCUGAGGAGACGCCACUGGCGGCCACGCCCCAGCCGGCCAACCACGCCUGGCGCUCCUAUGGCAUCACAUCACUCGCCCUCGGCGGCGACGCCUCCCGUCUCUACGCCGUCUGCAAGGACAGCACCGUCUACGCCUACUCCACCGCCCAUCUCAUCCUCGGCCACGCCCCCGAGCUCCUUGACAACGCCUAUCGUCGUCGCCCCGCCGGCGUCGAGGGCCUCGGUCCCCUCUACGGCUUCAAGCACGACAUGUUCCGCGUCUCCUCCUUCUACGUCAAGUGCGCCGUCCGCCCAGCCCGCGACGGCAUGGCUGAGCUGCUCGCCGUGGGAGGCUCCGAUAACUGCGCUGUGCUCUUCCCCACGGACGAGCGGUACAUGCGAUCGACCUGGUCCCAGCGGGAGCACAUGCCCCGCGACACCCUUAUCUCGUCCUCCUUCAGCGCCGGCGCCGCCACGACGCCCUCGCAGUCCUUCACCUCGUCCUCCUUCCUCACGCCCUCUGGUCCGCACCCGUCCUCCUCCCCACUACCCAUCUUCCGCGGCGGGACCCCGCUCGUCCGCGGCCACGGCCGGGAGGUCACCACCGUGUCGUGGGCCGCCCAGGGCGCGGCCCUCGUCACCGCCUCGGACGACUACAUCGUGCGCAACUGGCAGGAGGACGACGGUCGCGCGCGCCACCUCCGCACCGUGGGCGAGUUUGGCGGCGAGAGGUUCCUGUCUGGCUGGGCCGACGUCGGCGCCGCCGACUGGGACGAGGACGAAUGUUGAUGGGGGAUUUGAUGCGGUCGCUCACGGACACGUGAUGGCGGCCAUAUAGCUACUUUGUGUGUUUUUUUGGCAUGGGACAGCGCGGAUGGCUUCUUGAGCGCGGCAUAUGGGAGGGGGGAGCUAGCGAUUUGACUCACGAUGCUCUUUGACGAGGCUUGUCUGUCAGACAGAUAUGACGGCCGUACGUAAUGAAUCACGAAGACGGUUCAAUGAUCGAGUAGAAAUGCAUGAUUGCAUGACGGUGUGGUAGUAGUCUAGGUGGUG